UGUCCCGUGUCCCUGCUCCUCACUCUGCUCCGGCUCCGGCUCCGGCUCCAGGAUGACGACCUUCUUCCGCUCCUCCUCCUCCUCGUCUCGUCUGGGCUCCUCGAGGGCCCCCAGCGUCUACGGAGGCGCCGGGGGCAUCGGGGUCCGCGUCUCCUCCGCCCCCCGCACCUUCUCCUCCACAGGUGCGGCAGGGUUUAACCUGUCGGACGCUCUGGACGUGACCGACAACAAGAAGGCCACGAUGCAAAACCUGAACGACCGACUGGCCAGUUACUUGGACAAGGUGCGCUCUCUGGAAAAGGCCAACACAGACCUGGAGCUGAAGAUCCGGACGUUUCUGGAAAAUAAAACCAAACCUGAAGGACACGACCAUGAGAAGUUCAGAGGAAUCAUCACCGCCCUGCAGGACCAGAUUCUCGAUGCCACUCGGGACAACGGCGCUCUGUUUCUGGCCGUCGAUAACGCCAAACUCGCCGCCGACGACUUCAGAACCAAGUACGAGAACGAGUUGUCCAUGCGUCAGUCUGUGGAGGCCGACAUCGCGGGGCUGAAGAAGGUUCUGGACGAGUUGACCCUGUCGCGCUCCGACCUGGAGAUGCAGAUCGAGGCUCUGAAGGAGGAGCUCAUCAUGCUCAAGAGGAACCACGAGGAGGAGCUCCUGACCAUGCGCUCUCAGAUCUCUGGUAACGUGAACGUGGAGGUGGAGGCCGUUCCUCAGCAGGAUCUCAGCGCCGUCAUGGCCUCCAUCAGAGAACACUACGAGAACGUGGCCGCCAAGAACCGCAAGGAUGUGGAGAACUGGUUCCAGGCCAAGAGCGAGGACCUGAAUCGGGAGGUGGCCGUCAGCACCGAGAGCCUCCAGUCGUCCAGGUCAGAGGUCAGCGAGAUCAAACGGACGCUACAGGGACUCGAGAUCGAACUGCAGUCGCAACUCAGGAUGAAACAGUCUCUGGAGGGCACGCUGGCAGAGACGCAGCACAGAUACGGCGCCAUGUUGGCAGGAUACCAGCGACAGGUGCAGUCCCUGGAGCAGCAGCUGAGCGCGCUCAGAAGUGACCUGGAGCGACAGGGGCAAGAGUACCAGGUCCUCCUCGACACCAAGACCCGACUGGAGAUGGAGAUCCAGGAGUACAGAAGACUGCUGGAGGGAGAGCUCGGAGGUCCGGUUUCCAGUUCUGAAUCCACUCGGACUCAGAAAGUCCUGAUCAUCACCAAAGAGGUGGAGGAAGACGAGGAGGAAGAGGAAGCCGAGACCGAAGACUAGACCAGGACCCGGACCAGGACCAGACCGAACUGAGCCGCAACUCUUCAGAUCCAAAGAAGAGCCGAGAGUCCAGCCCCAGGACCAGGACCAGUACCAGGACCCAAAACCUGUUCUAGUCCGAGCUGAACCCGUCCAGAACCGUUCACAGAAACAAUAAAAUCUGAUGAACUGAAA
Boleophthalmus pectinirostris (great blue-spotted mudskipper) is the source of this 1438-nucleotide messenger RNA. RefSeq names its product keratin, type I cytoskeletal 13-like. Bases 53 to 1264 code for a protein of 403 amino acids. The record is from RefSeq and is a predicted model, not a curated record. NCBI's taxonomy places the organism in Eukaryota, Metazoa, Chordata, Actinopteri, Gobiiformes, Gobiidae. Gene Ontology annotation, molecular function: structural molecule activity. The transcript is spliced from 8 exons.